AUGGUCUCUUUUUUUUUUGUUCAAAGUUAAAAAUUCAAGUCUUAAUGUGCAAAUGCAAACUGUGGCAGAAACCUGAGGAUGUGCGUCUCACUUCAUUUGUUGGAAAUGACCAAAGAGCGAGGGACAGCGCGUGCUUUGCGGAGUCCACGCGAGCGGCUCUGCCAUCAAACAUUCAUUUGGCGGAGUGACUGAUGCACUGUGGGAAAACAAAUAAGCGCUGGCUCCCCGGACACCCGAUCGAGUACAAGCGCAGCGAUAGAUUUAUGGAGACAUCGUCGGAGUUGGAGAGGAACGUGUCCUUUGUCCCCGAGUCGGGCCCUGUGACCGCCCUAGAUCAGGAUGCGCCGCUCGGUCGCGGGCGCGCCGUAGAGGCAGCGGAGAGGGACGGCAGUCUGGGCCCUUCCGAGGAGGGACUGAGCCUCACCCGAGAGGAGGCGGAGGCGGCGGGGGCCGAGUUACUUUGGACCAAACUGGAGCUUGUCGAUUCUCAGCUGAUCCGCUUCCAGAACCUUCUCCAGAUCCAACACGAGACGGGACAAGAGGAGUUGCAGCAACAGCCGAGCGAGCGGCGAGACUCGACGGCGGCCAUCGGCCCAGGAGCUCGCCGGCCGCCGGCAUCGCCACGGAGGUCUCCCGUUGAGGACACAAUGACGUUAGCGGCGUGGUCGAGCCUUCGCUGCGGGCUGCUGGAACUGGAGGAUGGCUGGAAGCAGCCGGUGGAUUCUCAGGUGAUCAAAUCGUCCGGCGCUGAUGGAGUCUGCGACGACCUCGAAGGGCCUCGCGCUCGUGUCGGAUGCCUCCAAGAGUCAGCCGAGCAGUGGGAGGACGACGACGAGGAUCCGGGGAGUGACGAGGAAGCGGCAACGCACUGCGAGCGUUUGGCCCGCAGCCUGACCGGUCUGGCCGGCGUCGGCCGGGAACGUUUGGGACGGACGCCGCAGCUCUGCACCACCGCGACUGUCCUGAGCCAGGAAUUGGCCGCUCACAUGAAGUUCUUUCGCUUCCUGCGCCGACAUCUGCACGUCCUGGAAUUCCUGAGCCGCAGAGUUCCGGAGAGCAGCCUCCGCGGAUGGGAGGUCACCAUGCGGGCUCUGCGGGAGGAGACGCUCUCCUUGCAGACACAGGCGCUCCACACGGGUGUCCGCAUGGAACAAAUGCUCGAGAGGUGGCGCGAGUGGGAAGAAGAUGCCGGCCGCUGCCAGUCGCUGCUGACAAGCGCGGAGAUGUCACUUGCCGGCGGGUGUGGCUGUGCGCCAGCAUCCCAGGACCCGUCUUGGACGCUGGAUGAGAAUGAAGCCCAGCUGGGUCGAAUGCUGGAGGCCGGGCUUUGGCUGCAGCGGGCCGGCUGCAUCCGAGUGGGCGUGGCCUGUGGGGAUUUGGAGGCUCGCUGGACACAACUCAGCAAAACGUUCAAGCUGCAGAAUGGAGACAUGGAGAGGAAGAGAAAACUCAGCCAGAGUUUCACACGCGACUCCGCCGCGCUCGCAAAGUGGAUGAGCAUGGCCAGAGAGCUGAUUGACAGGUGGAGUCUUCUGGCCCUCUCGGCCACUGGGGACGCUGCAGGUGUGAAGCAGAGACGGGAGGAAUACCGUCGUUUUGUGGCCCUGAUCAAGGAUCUCGAGGACCAAACCAGACUCAAAGAAGCCGUCAUCAUCACCGCCUCCCAGUUGGGUGCGCUAAGGGGAGUUGACCAAGACGUAAGAGGAGAUCCUGAGGAGAGGUGGUCCCUGUGUGAGACCCUGGACCAGGAUCUUGAUUGUAUGAGUGAACAUCUUGGACGCUUGGAGAGUGAUUGGUCAUCUCUGCUGACUGAAAUUCCAGUGGUCCAAAACGCCCUGCACAAGUGGUGGAUGGAGACAUUGAGCCAGCAGGAGGCGCUGCAGGAGCUGCAGGGCUGGCUGGCAGACUCAGAGUCUCGACUAGGAGAAGAAAGAUGCUGCGUGGACCGAAACUCGUGUACUGCCGCCGACCUCUGGCUGCUCCUUAAAUACUACAAGGAGUGUCGUGCAGAGAUGUUGGCGCAACAGCCCACCCUCGACCACGCUAGCCAGCCUUGGGAGACGUGCAGUAGCGCAAAGGGCCCGAGGGGGCGGUACGAAGCCAACCAGCUGGCGGAGGACCAGGGAAGCCUCAAGCGGCGCUGGCUCAUGAUGCAAACCGCUCUGGAUGUUCAGAUUGGUGAGCUGGAGGAAGACUUGAGGGUCAGGACGGAGCAGGAAGUUGGUCUUGAACGCAUUGACGCCUGGAUGGUGGAUCACAAACGGAGUCUAGACUCGGCCCGGGAACCCCGCAGCCUGGCUGAGCUUCAGCGGGACCUCAACCAGGAUCUUGAUGAGCAAAUACAAAUGAGACAGGUCGCUCUCCAGGAACUAGCAGACCAGUGUAGUCGGCGAGGAGGAGAUGGAGCCUUCACGUGUCACAUUGACCGGUCCAGCACGGCGUGCAUUGCGCUAGCUCAACAGAACCAGGCGGUCAGGAGUCACCUUAUGGCGACGAGGCAGCUGUGGCUUUGCUUGGACGGCAAAGUAGAUGACAUGAUGGAAAGACGAGUGAGGACAUCUCAGAUGUUGGAACUUGUCUGUGGUCAUAGCCUCUCCUUGCGAGCCCACAAAGAUCUCCAAUGUCAGCUGCAGAGUCUUCAUGAAGACAUGAAGGCAUCAGAGUCCGAGUGGGACAGUCUCCAUCAGACCUUUGUGGCUCUCAAGGCCCGAGUACACCCAGAUGCAGCAAACAUGCUCGCUCAGCGCAUCGACAAACAAACUCACAGCUGGUCUGGCCUCCAUUCCUGUUUGGAACAGCACCUCCAGAAGAGCCUCGUUCUCCAGACCGCAUGGGAGCUUCAUGCCCAAAGUGUAGCCGUCCUGUGGGAGCGUGUGAAGGAGCUGAAGAGGAACGUGGCCACGUCUGUCCUCACUGGGGACGACGCAGCAUGUCAACAUCUGGACGUCAACCAGGACUUGGAGAAAUUUCAAACUUUGCAGGAGAGAGCAGACUCCUUGCAGUGUAACCUGCAGGGGUUGCGGGAAGACUCCAGGGACCUGACCGGCCAGCUGGAACCCUGGGCGGCUGCUCUGGUCCAAUCAGAGAUCAGGUUGCUGUCUCGUGCCGCCCUGCGACUCGGAUGCACGGUGACUGCAAAACGAGACGAGCUGCAGGAGGGGCUGCAGACACUGCUGGAGGUCAGCAGCCUCCUCAACACUCUCGAGGCCGCACUGGAGAGCUGGAUGGAGCACCUGGAGCAGUGGGAGCGCACGGCGCAGCACGCCGUCCAGCAGAAUGUUGUCGAACAGCGCGUCCUGCUGGACCCGUGCGCUAUGGCUGCAGAUCUGGACGUCCUCAACGAGCUGAGUCGCAACCUGUCGCUGAACGACGGCACGGCGCGACGCCUGUGGCGCUUGAACCGACGAUGGAGCGACGCCUCCGCUCGAGCCCAGGAAGCCUGCAGUGAGCUGCAAACGAAGGUGUUGCGCCAUCAGAGCUUCGAGCAAAAAUGCGAGAGCUGGAUGUCGUUCUUGCAGAGGAUGGAGGAGCGUGUUGCCGUGGACGUGUCGGGAUCGUACGCCGGACUCAGGCAGCAGCUGCGUGUUCACAAGCGCUUCCAGGCGGAGAUGUCCACGGGCGACCAUAUCCUACAUUCCGUCAUCUCCGACGCACUCCACCUGCUGCAGAGAGGAGACGUGGAUGACAGGAGCGACUUCAUCCUGAAGCUGACGCAGCUGCGUGAGCGGUGGUGCGGCGCCGCCCAGCGAGCUGAGCGGCGCUGCUCCCUGGUGGAGGGCCUGGUCCAGCGGUGGCACCGGUACCGCCGGGGCCUCCGCAAACUCCAGCGCUUCCUGGCCCACGCGCAGAACCUCCUGCCGGGACCCGGGCCCAGCGGCCUGCUGACCUUACGCCGAUCUCUGCGACAGCUGGAGCACACGCAAUUGCUCUUCCGGCGCCAUCAGAGCAGCUUCAUCCACACGCUGGAACUGGGCCGCCAGCUCUUCUCGGCGGCCACCGAGCAGGACACGCAGGACGCCAUCCGGGCCGAACUGGCAGGGCUGCAGGACGACUGGGACCGCCUCCGCGGUGCGCUGAGCCACCGCCUGGACCUCACUCGGGGAGUUGUGGAGAAGUGGGAGCGCUGCGAGGCCGGACUGAAGGACAAAAUGGUGCAGCUGAAGGACGUGAAGACUCGGCUCAACCAGUCGAUGCCAGAGUGCCGCACGCCCGGCGACCAGGAGGAGGAGGAGGAGGAGGAGGAGUACCCGGAGGACGGUCCGGAGGACGCCCUGCGAGACUGGGUCCACGGCCUGAGCCAACUCAGCGCCGUGAAGAUGGACCUUAGUCAGUACGUGAUGCCCGACGACGUCCUGCUUCUCCACGAGGGUGUCCGACAUCUUGACUGCCACUGGGAGGAGCUGUGCAUCAAGGUGUCCCUUCGCAAGCAGGAGAUCGCCGACCGACUGAACGCGUGGAUGAUGUUCAAGGAGAAAAAUGCGGAACUGUGCGACUGGCUCGCCCACAUGGAGAACAAGAUGGCCCACGAGGCCCACCUCAACAUCGAGGAGAUGGUAGAGAAGCUAAAGAAGGACUGCAUGGAGGAGAUGAACCUGUUCAGCGAGAACAAAAGUCACCUGAAGCAGCUGGGAGAACAGAUCAUCAACGCCAGCAACAAGACCAAAGAGAGCGACGUCAACGACGCCCUCUACGACAUCAACGAGCGAUGGCAGCACCUGUUCCACCACAUCGAGGCCAGGGUGCGGAAGCUGAAGGAGACUCUGGUGACGGUGCAGCAGCUGGACAACAACAUGAAGGAGCUGCGCAGGUGGUUGGCGCGUGUGGACGCCCAACUGGCCCAGCCGCUCAUCUACCACGUGUGCCACGCCGACGACAUUCACAACAAGCUGGAGGGCCAGCAGGAGGUGCAGCGUGACAUCGACGACCACGCGACGACGGUAGCAUCAGUGGCGAGGUCGUGUGACAUCCUGCUGCGCGACGCGGAUGCUUGCUGCGGCGAGUCGGAACGUGACACCAUCCUGCAGGCUGCGAGCAGUCUGGACCAACGCUGGCGGAACAUCUGCGCCACGGCCCUUGAGCGGAAAAUGAGGAUCGAGCAGACGUGGCGUCUGUGGUGCAAGUUCGUGGACGACUUGGCUUGCUUCGAGGACUGGCUCGAGGCGGCCGAGCUGACGGCGGCCAAUCCAGACUCUGCCGACGUCCUCUACGCCACUGCCAAGGAGGAGCUCAAGAAAUUUGAGGCCUUCCAGCGGCAAGUGCACGAGCGUUUGACCCAGUUGGAGCUGGUCAACGAGCAGUACCGCCAGCUGGCCCGCGAGAACCGGACAGACGCCGCCGGCGAGCUCCACCUGAGGGUCGAUGAGGGCAACCGGCGAUGGGACGGCCUCCUGAGACGCGUGGCCGCCGUGCUACGACGACUCAAGCAUUUCACAUCGCAGAGAGAAGAUUUGGAGAGCACUCGCGAGGGUAUCCUAAUGUGUCUGACGGAGAUGGACCUGCAGCUCACCGACGUGGAGCACUUCUGUGAAAGCGACAGGGAGGACAAAAUGAGGCAGCUGAAGGCCUUCCAGCUCGAGAUCACGUUCAACGCCAACAGGAUCGACGCCCUCAUCGUUUUUGGCGAGAACCUGAUUAAGAAGAGCGCUCCUGUGGACGCGGCACUCAUCGAGGAAGAGCUGGAGGAACUGCAUUCGUAUUGCCAGGAAGUCUUCGGCCGCGUCGCACGUUUCCACCAUCGCCUGCUUUCCCGCCGCCCAGUUGAGGUUCUGGAGGAGGAGACAUGUGACUGGAGGAACCCUGCCCAAGCGAGCGGCGCGGUGUAUUCAUGGAGGGACUCGUUCAAGAAGGACGCGGCUGAACUCCAGACUUUGGAACAUUCCGGAAGAGAGACGCCUAUCAGCGUGGACUCCAUCCCGCUGGAGUGGGACCACACUGUCGACUUGGGAGGGUCCUCGUCCCGCCAAGAUGCAGACAACGCCGAGGACAUCGCGUUCGUCCGCACCCUGUCAGCGAAGUCUACAAACGACACGCCAAGCUGGCAUCAUCCCGCCUCCCCGCCGAGAACGGCGCUUAGCCAGCGUGUCCGCAGCGCUUCAUUCCACCAGCAGGGCUACGUGAAGCUGAUGUCCGAGUGCAGCGGAAGCAUCGAUGACGUCAAGCGAGUCAAGUUGCUCCUCGACGAUGAGCAGAAAGUGGAAAAUCUCCCUCCAGCUAGUCAACCUGGUCUGACCGGUGGCGCUGCGCCGAAACGUACGGCAACAGGCGUGAUCCAGCGCUGGGAGGUAGCGCAGGCCCAGUGGGUCCAGCAGGAGAAUGACAUCCGUCAGAACCCGCAGCAAUGGCACCAGCUCAGCGCCAGACUCAGGGACGUCACUUCCUGGCUGAACAGGAAACUGCCCGAGCUGGAGGCGCUGCAGAUGAUCCCGCCCUCCACCGGCGUCGCAGACUUUGAAGACAACGUCAGGACGCUCAAGGAGAUGCAGCACGCUUUCUGUGCGCACAAGCGCCUGAUGAUCUCGGUCAACCUGGCCAUUGGUCACUUCCUGCUCGCCGGUCGCCACGACGACAGCGAGCAACUCAAUCGGCUAAAAGCGGGGCUCGGCUCGGCUAACCACGGCUGGAUGCGAGCCUGCGGCGCUUUGGAACGCUGGGAGGCGGGCCUUCGCGCUGCACUUAUGCAGUGUCAGGAGUUCCACGAGUCACUGCAUUCGUUGCUUUUGUGGCUCGCUCAAGUCGCGCAAAAACUCAGCGAGAUAAGCGAGCGUCGCCCUUCAGCCUCUUACGCCGCCCUGCUGGAGCAACAGAGUAAACUGCAGCAGUUGCAAGAGGAGCUGCGGGGACGCCGGGAGGCUGUGGCGUCGCUUCACGCCGUCGGCACGCAGCUCCUCCUGGAGCCGGGCCGGGACCACGGGGAUUGGGUGGAGGCCAAGGAGAAAGUUCACGUGGUCAGCAACAAGAUGAAAUUGCUACUAAGGCACAUUCACGAAUGCCUCAGCGGCCUGAACCAAGACCUAAACAGCCUCGAGCACCACAAAGUGGAAGAGGAGGAGCCAGUCAAUGACCCACAGGCAGACAUGCAAAGAAGGGGUGCGGACGUCGCCCCCGCCCGCCGCCGGCCUCUGCUGUACCGCCUGCUGCGGGAUGCGUUCCCACUGCACGUGCUGUUGGCACUGCUGCUGGCGUUGGCCUGCUUGGUGGCGGCGCCGGCGCACGAGCAAUCCGACAGCUGCUCGCUCACCAACAACUUUGCGCGCACCUUCUACCCCAUGCUGCGCUACACCAACGGACCCCCGCCCACGUGACAGCACCCCCACCCACCCUAUGUGUGCGCAUGUGUGCUUGUUUCAAAGCCAGAAGUGAAGACAGUUGAAUUUUUGUGACAUACGUGACACAAAUCGGUUGAGUUUAUCAAAAGGACGUUUUGUUUUGUUUUUUUUGUCAUUGAAAAAGUUUGUGGACUUCAAAUUGUCAGUGAAUUUUGUACAUUAUAUACAAUUUAUCGUCUUCCCAUGCAAUGGAAAUCCUCUGCUUAUCAAACUAUUACGACGUUAUUUACAUAACAAUGCAACCACUUUUUUUUCCCCAGAUUUUUUUUUUUUUUUUUUUCCCAGCUCAAAGCUGCUUUUUCCCCAGGAGAUUUUUUUCAGUCCAGAUUGCGACUUUUCCGCUCAAAGAACGUUUCCUGCAACAUUAUAGUACAAUUGUCAUAAUAGUAUUCAGACUUUAGUCUCGUUGUAUUCCAACUUUAUUUCAUGUCAUAAAAUUUAUUCUCAUUCUAACGUUAUCCUCAGAACAUUGCGACUUUUACACAAGUAUUUUAAACCCAAGUAUAAGACAUUUAUGACAGAACACAAUUAUGUACUGUAAUGUGAAAAAAAUAGCUAUUCACAUCUUUUUCUCAAAUCUUACAUUUUUGGUUUAGUUUCUUAACAUUUUGACAUUUAUUUAAAAAAAAAAAACACAACAGUUCUUCAGAUACAUUUUUCCAAAUCAACUUCAGUUUUACGACACCUCUAUAAAAGAUUUUAAAGGUUUUUUUUUCCCCCGUUUGGAUGAACGUUGAAUCAAAUAAUGUACUUCAAUUUUUGAAAACAGUCGACUGUGGUGCAACGCGUUUAGCAUCGGCUUUUGAGUCCAUCUGCAAAAUGGACAAAAACACAGUGGAAUAUUUUCCAUAGAUUUGUCGUUUUUGCUUCUAUUGGUCAAUAUUGAGUGAAAAAAAAUUUAUUUGCAGUUUUCGUGUUUGUCAGAACGAGGACACUAAUGGACAGUGUGAGCUAAACAAGUGACAACAACAAAAAAAAGAGAAAAUAUGUCCGAUAGAUUGUAUUGCUUUGUGUUUGUUGCAUGAAAUGAUAGAUUUAGUUUUAAGAUGCACAAGCGAGCUAGGAAACUCGUCUGCUAGCUUGAAGCUACCAGUGACAAAAAGUGCAAACUGAAAUCCUCUUCAAAUGGUCCUGAGUAAAUGUAGUCCGGCAUCUCGAUUGAUUUUCCCCAUAACGUCGAUCACUCAAUUUGCGUGAAUUUGCAAUUUGGUUGAACUAGGCUACCCUUUUGCGUAAUCGUCAUUUUCAAUUUCAGAUUAGCAACUCAAAUGCAGCAAUCGCCAAUGAAUCAAACGCGUCCCUAAAUGCAAAAUUAUUCUCGACCUUUUCAGUGUAUUAAAAAAAAAAAAGUUAUGAAUACAAUAUUGGACUCACUUAUCCAAUUUACUCAUCUGUUGAUUUUUGACAAGCCUCAC
Molecule: messenger RNA, 8740 nt
Organism: Syngnathoides biaculeatus (alligator pipefish)
Lineage: Eukaryota; Metazoa; Chordata; Actinopteri; Syngnathiformes; Syngnathidae
Product: nesprin-2-like
Exons: 44
Coding region: 192-7301 (2369 amino acids)
Cellular component (GO): membrane
Molecular function (GO): protein binding
Source: RefSeq, a predicted model, not a curated record